Lachancea dasiensis is the source of this 420-nucleotide messenger RNA. The record is from the annotation of a GenBank genome assembly. Lineage: Eukaryota; Fungi; Ascomycota; Saccharomycetes; Saccharomycetales; Saccharomycetaceae.
AUGGUGGAGCAAUUAAAAAAAAGCAUCCCAGAGGAGUUGGCCGCUGCUGUUUAUCCUGGACCCACAGCUGGUUCUGGUGUGGAAGAAGGCGAUGAGCACGACGAGCCACUGCAGAAAACUGAGGAUAAAAUUGGUGCAGGAAAUGUUUCGAGUCUACAGGAGUCAGGGCAACCUCCAUGGAUGAAAGCUCUAUAUUUUGCUGGAUUGUGCUCCAUUAACCUCGUUCUGCCCUUCUUCAAUGGUCUGAUGCUCGGUUUUGGGGAGCUGCUGGCUCACGAAAUUAGUUGGAAACUAAACUGGUUUAGAAAGACCAACAACGGCUACAAGAUCUAUCCCGAAGCCCGAAAACUGGCAGGACAGCGUCAGGCGGCUCUAGAUCAACAAAAAGAGCUGGAGAAGAGCGCACAGGCAUUUCUGUAG